AUGGUGAUUGCGUCGGAAGAUACAUGUCAUGUUCCUCUAGAAACAACAUCCGAUCACCAAACAGAAACCCGUCUGAAGUACAAGAAAUCAAAGCUUUUGCCCGACGAGUCUGAUGAAGGAAGUACAGCAGAGUCUUCUGAAUCAGAGAUCGACGAUUCUCGAUCAAAGCGCCGUCACCAGACCACUAAGCACAAAGACUAUGCUCAACACAAUGGCAAAGGCAAGAAAAUAUCUCUUGACAGCGAAAGCGAGAGCAGCGAGGACAGCGAGGUCGAAGACGACGAGUCUUCUCUGUCGAACUUCAAACUCCCAAGCAACACCCAACGCCGGAACACCAAACAAAAGGCUACGAAGCACAACAAGUCCACCAAACGCUCUACAAGCCAUGGAGUGCGAAAAGGAAGAGAUAGUCCUUUCCAUGCAGGCAUCAAGUCCUCAUCCUCCCGCGCAGGCCGCCAGAACAUCCAGCGCAAGCGGGAAGAAAGUGCCGACGAGUCAUCCGGCGCAGAGAUGAACGUUUCUUCGUCCCGCACAAGCCAUGGCCGAUCCAAGCGCAAGCGACUCGGAAAGCCUAGUGGACCGGCUGAUUUUUCGGACAAUGAUAGUGACAUGGAGGAAGGAACCGGACGCCGACCUGCUCGAGCAGAAGUAAAGUCCGCUUCAGUCAAGGCCAGGUCCCAGACUGGGAAUCGCAAGAAGCUUGACAAGACCAACGGACUCGCUGAGUCCCCGGAUAAAGACCUCGUUGGCCGAGCGAUGGAUGGUCUUACUUUGGAAGGGGAUACACCGAAGACAAAUGGCCGCACCACGAAGACCAUAAAGCGUGAUGGAAAGGGGGAUUCUAUGUAUGAGGAGAGUAAAGGGCCCGAGGAGCCUAUGGAAGGUGAUUCGCAUCAUGUCUGA
Messenger RNA from Penicillium samsonianum, 903 nucleotides. RefSeq lists its product as uncharacterized. The coding region runs from base 1 to 903 and encodes 300 amino acids. NCBI's taxonomy places the organism in Eukaryota, Fungi, Ascomycota, Eurotiomycetes, Eurotiales, Aspergillaceae. The record is from RefSeq and is a predicted model, not a curated record. The transcript is spliced from 2 exons.